GUUGAUGCCUUCGUGUUCGCAGCAGUCUUUGCGUUCAGUCUUCGUUUGUGAGUGCGUGUGGUCUGCGGCGAAACGUUUCCUUAAGAAUCGUAUCAUUGGGUGGUGUGAAAUCAUUUAUUUAGGUCUUGUUUAGUUGCGUCGUCACUGAGAUUGACAUGAUGAAGUGGCUCUCAGUAGCUGUCGCCCUCCUGGCGGUGGCCUCCGUCCGGCCUCAGUGCUUCUCCGAGGAGGACGACCUGUCCAUCCCCCCCAGCAACGACCUCUCGGGCAUCGCUGACUUCGGCCUCGAGCUCUUCAAGGAGAUCUUCCCCUACAACACCUCCAGCAACUUCUUCUUCUCGCCCUAUAGCGUGUGGAGCGCCCUGACCCUCGCUUACUUCGGCUCGAACGGGAACACGCAGGCGGAGCUGGAGCGUGUCCUUCGAGUCGACGACAAGGUCACCACGCUCAAGAACUGGAGGACGCUCGAGUUCCUGUACGACAUGAGGCAGACUAACAACAGCGAUUACACUUUCAAGGUGGCCAACCGCGCUUACUUCGACGAGACCGUGAACUUGACUGGCUGUGUGGGUGAUGUUCUCAAGACCGAGCUGCAAAUGGUCGAUUUUACCCAUACUGAGGAAGCUGCCGGGACCAUCAACGACUUCGUGUCGAACACAACCAAGGGCCGCAUCCCUUCUCUGGUGGAGGCGAAGGACCUCAUCAACGCCAAGAUGGUCCUGGCCAACGCCGCCUUCUUCAAGGGCACUUGGCUCUACCAGUUCAAGAAGUCUGCCACGCGCCCCCACCUCUUCUACUCCAGCCAGACCGACUACACCUUCGUCGACAUGAUGACACAGAAGGGCAAUUUCAGGCACGGCGUUUCUGAGGAGCUUGGAGCCCACAUCCUGGAACUCCCUUACACCGGCGAGGCCAUCUCCAUGUACAUCCUGUUGCCUCCUUUCAUCAGCGGCGAACAGGGCUUCAACGCCAUGGUGGAGAACCUUAACGCCACCACGCUCCACUACGCCAUCGAAAACAUGUGGCGUCUCGAAGUGGAGGUCGUUGUUCCCAAAUUCAAGCUGGAGCAGAUGAUUGGGGACGAACUUAUGGAGUCCCUGUCUCGCAUGGGCAUCAACGACCUCUUCACUCCCGGCGCCGCUGACCUGACGAGUUUCGCGCCCGACACCGACCUCAGCGUCGGCCGCAGCAUCCACAAGGCCUUCGUCGAAGUUUCUGAGGAAGGCACAGAAGCCGCAGCAGCCACUGCCUUCAUCUCCCUGAGGAUCGCCAGACCCGUGGGACCCGAGAAGUUCGAGUGCAACCACCCGUUCCUCUUCGUCAUUUACGACAAUCUCACCAAGAACAUCCUCUUCAUGGGAGCCUACAAGAACCCCAAGGCUUAAGGUCCCCUUGGGUCCCCAAACUCAUUACAAAGAAUGCAUCGGCGUUGCAAAGGAAACAGCAACAAACAAAAUAUUACUGCAGGUUGAAUGUACGAAUGAAUGAAUGAGCGUGUGAUUCAUUACCCGUGGUAGGGAUGCUGCUGAUCUGGCAUUGGCUGUAUUCCCUCUCUCUUGGUUAACCAUGUGCCGUGUACUUGAGUCAACCACGAAACUGCAAUACAGGAGAUCCAACACUUUGGUUCGUGUGUUUGAGCUUGUAUGAACUGAUCUGAACUAGUGUGAACUUGUCUGUCGUUUUCUUCGAUUUACUAUCAUACAAAUUACUUUCUUCCCAUGUUUUUUUGUAACUUCCAGUUUUGUAGAAUCUCCCAUUUAUUUUGGUUAAGAAGUAUAUCUGAACCAGAUUAAUGAUAAGGAAUAAUGCAGUUGGCGAAAUGUAUUGUACUUGAUUAUUCUGUUCUGAAAACACUGACUCCGCCCUUACAUUUGCAAAAUUCCUUACUUAUUCUUAUACUGAUACUGAACAAUGCACAUUUACACUUAUGCAUACAAAUCCAUACACAACAUACUGUAUGUAUGGACGUGUACUUGAAUAUCUGUCUCUUUUCCAAACCGAAUGAAGUGAGAAUUUUUAUAUUUAUUCUGACAACCAAAGUAUGUGCUUACCAUUAUGUUAAGUUAACCAAUAAAGUCUUAUAGUAAAACA
This is a messenger RNA of Penaeus chinensis, 2091 nucleotides long. RefSeq names its product serine protease inhibitor 88Ea-like. NCBI's taxonomy places the organism in Eukaryota, Metazoa, Arthropoda, Malacostraca, Decapoda, Penaeidae. The record is from RefSeq and is a predicted model, not a curated record. Gene Ontology annotation, molecular function: serine-type endopeptidase inhibitor activity. The coding region runs from base 156 to 1385 and encodes 409 amino acids. The transcript has 6 exons.